This is a messenger RNA of Scheffersomyces coipomensis, 2067 nucleotides long. It is a transcript of the gene PEP7, whose product is annotated as Pep7p. NCBI's taxonomy places the organism in Eukaryota, Fungi, Ascomycota, Pichiomycetes, Serinales, Debaryomycetaceae. The record is from RefSeq and is a predicted model, not a curated record. The transcript has a single exon. Gene Ontology annotation, biological process: DNA repair. Gene Ontology annotation, molecular function: metal ion binding; DNA binding. Bases 1 to 2067 code for a protein of 688 amino acids.
AUGAGUUCCGAUAUACCACUGAAUCCAAAGCUGAAACGGGUAUUGGGCUCUGUUUCAAAACCAGAAGAAUUGCAAUUAGAUUCAAGUGAAUCCAAUCAUCAGAUUAGUAAUGAUAAAGAUAUCCUACCUAUCGUGACUAGUCCAACUCGAGUUAAUACUACUGAUUCAGAAUCAUCUAGUGUACCAGAUACAUCAGCCACCAGUACAACAAAUGUACUACCUACGUCAACUGCAUUUGAUAAUCCCAAACAUUCGAUAGCUUGUCCUAUAUGUAAUGAGGAAAUGGUUAAUCUACAUCAAUUAAAUCAACAUAUUGACGAUAUGCAUUCUAAUGAUUCAAAUACAUCAAUUGAAUCACCUCCUAAACGAAAUACCAUCAUUAGUCCCAAGAAGAAGAAAAUCAAUCUUGAUUUAUUGGAUAAUAAUAUUGGAUUCAGUUUAAGUGAUGUAUCUGAACGAUCAGUCACUCCGCCAGCAUCUUCAUCUUCGCAUCGUCCUACCAGUCCGCAUCCUAAUCAAUCACAUCAUCCUCAUAAACCGCGUAUAUCAAGAAGUCAUUGGCAGCAUCAAUCUCAAUCAUCCACGAUAUGCUCAUUGACUGGUUGUAAUAAGACUUUGAAUAUCAAGAAUGGAUUGACUAAUUGUCGAAAAUGUGGAUUAUUAUAUUGUAAUGAACAUACCGAAUACAAGAUUAAAUUAAAAAUGGGAUCAGAGAAGUUACCUGUUUAUGAUAGUACAUCAGAAGGCGUAUGGUGUAAAUGUUGUCAACGAUGUUAUAACGAUAAACCUGAUCUUAAAGAAGGUACCAUGGCAUGGAGUAAAGAUCUUACGGCUGAAUUCAAUCGAAAACGUCAAACUCGGACCGAUGAGAAUCAAUUGAAUAGGAAUAAGAUUCAAAAGAGGUUUAUUAAAUUGACGAAUUAUUUAACUGAAGUGGAAUCUCAAGAAAAGAAACAUAAGAAGAAAAAUCAAGUCUCUGGUGGUGGAGCUGCUAUAUCAAUUCUUUCAGAUUGGUGGGCUAUAGAUGAAGCAGAGAAAGAGAUUCCGGGAUUAGAUAAUUGGCAAGAUGAUCAAGGGAUAAGUAAUUGUUCCAUAUGUUAUAUCAAGUUUAGUUUAUUAUUGAGAAAACAUCAUUGUCGAUUAUGUGGAAAGAUUGUUUGUGAUGAUCCUUAUGGGUAUCGUAAAAGUUGUUCAAUAGUGGUUCCUAUAUCGAAGUUGCUUGAGAGAUUAACUAAUUUGAAUUAUUCUCAGUAUGUGAAGUUGAAUUGGGAUGAGGUUGUUAAAGAUGAUUCGAUUAAAUUUCGAUGCUGUGUUGAUUGUAAGAAUGCAUUAUUAUAUGAUUGGAAGUUAAGUCAUCAUCAUCACAAGGGUGAAGCAGAAGAAGUUGAAGAUGGCGAUGAAAAGAAACAGCAUAAGAUUUUUAAAGCUUAUGAAUCUAAAUUGAUUCAAAAGCAUCAGAUUGAGGUGUUACUAAAUAAAUAUGAACAAUUUCAAAAAGUUGAACCUCAAACUAUUACAGAUGAAGAAGAAGAAAUGAAAAUUGGAAAUAAACUAAUCAACCAACUUAAAGAAUUUGAGAAUCUGACAGCUCAAUUCCGAAAUAUGUUUUUCAUGCCCCAACAAGAGAUUUAUGUCGUUUCAUCCGAAUAUCAAGCUUAUAAACGAUUGAUUAAUAAUAUUUAUCAAAUGUUAAUUAUCUUCCUUCAAGAUAGUUUAUUAAAGUAUAAGUUAUUGAAUGAGAGUUUUAAAGAGAGACAAGAAUCGAAAUUGCGGUCCAUCCAAUUACAAAAGCGUCAACAACAACAAUCAAACAACUCAUCGACCAAUCUGACUACUGACGUCGAACUUGAUGAUUCUCCACAGGUUAAACUUACAAAGAAACAAAUUCGAGAAUUACGAGAACAAUUGAUGGUUAUGAACGAACAAAAAUUCUUAAUUGAAUCUAUGAUUAAAGAAUAUACGAAAUCUCGUAGAUUUGACGAAUUGCAAGCAUUAAUUGAUAAUAAAAAGGAUCUUGAGAAUGUUAUCAAUGAUUUAGAAAUUAAAUUAGGUGAAUUUGGAUUUUGA